Messenger RNA from Paramuricea clavata, 2835 nucleotides. The record is from the annotation of a GenBank genome assembly. Lineage: Eukaryota; Metazoa; Cnidaria; Anthozoa; Malacalcyonacea; Plexauridae.
UUAUAAACUAUGGAAACAACACAAAAAUAAUUUAGCCCCCUUAAUCAUGGACUUGCCCACAAGUCGAUCUCGAAAACUGGAAAGGACUUUGGGAAAGUCUAACUUAAUUAUUGUCUAACAGUUUAUAUCUUUCAAAAUUUUAUAUGUCUGACCUUUUCGACAUUGUGCUGGUUUUGAAUAUCUUAUCAGCUGUUCUUAAUUCUUAGAACGUACAUGUUGUUUUCCAAGAAUAAAGGUCAAAGUAUACAUGGAUGUGUGGUAUCAAUUAAAUGUUUUGAGGCCGCGUGCAUGAGUGCAUUCAAGCUUGUCCAACAGCUGCCUUUCGAAAAGAAUCUUUGUUUGGUAUCUCAUUCCGUUUUUAGCUUGUUUAUACCACAUGCAAUCGAUCGUUUGUGUCUUUGAUCUUUGUUUAAAUAUUCCUUAAUGCGUUCUUGUGCCACUGGUGAACGCACGUUUAUGAUGUAGCAAGGUUGAGAGAAGAUUUUGAAGUACUGUGGUUUACAAGUGUUUACAGUUCUUAUAUUAAAACAGUGAUGUUGUCAAAAAGUCGAUUGAGCAAGACCGUUUCCUUGAUAUGUUUACUACAGUAUGUGCUGAGUUGUGUGGGACAAAGCGAAGUCGUCUUAAACGUCACCAGACAGAACGACGGGGAUUUUUAUACACGUAGUAUUAUUCCGAAUACAGACAACUCGAGUUGCGAUAGUAGGUUCACUAUGACCGUUCAGUCGUUCUCGAAGGAAAAUUGUACAGUGCGAUGCAAAUGCAAUACGAAGCACAAAACAUACAAUAUGAGACAAGGAAGAUGCGCUGCCGAUAAAGACAUCUUAAAAGCUGAGAAUUGUAAUGGAUCGUUUCUACCAAGUUUUGGAGAACCGCUGUACGACUUAUCCAAACCAGGAAAGGCGCAGCUAAGAGUUUCGUUCCUCAAUAACCAAUCGCUGUAUUGUAACAUUUCAAAAAUAGCAUACUUUAAUGGGACAAACGAAAUUGACUUUAGGGAUAGCGGUUUUAACAUUUCUGGUGUCUUAAAUGGCUCUGCUUUGCUUACAUGGAACCCUCAAAAUUCGCCAAUUUUAUCCAAGCUUGAACAAUUUGGCUACCUCUUGAAAGUUCGUGUAUUAUGCAAUAUGACGUCACAACAACAACGCAGCUGCUUCAUGAUAAAAAGUCGGGGAAGAAUUGUUAAAUAUACCGACCUAACGCUAAAAGAACAUCGUAAACCUCACGGCGGUAUUUGUGUGCCUAAACGAUCAACAAAGUCUGCAAAUGUGAUGCUUUUGUACAUCCUAGUUGGUGUUGGAUGUGGUUUAGUUCUUAUUGUUAUUGUAGUCGCGUGUUUUGCUUGCUAUAAACGUCGGUUGCCGGCAAGACAUGCCAUUCCACGUAUUUCGUCGCGAAACAAUUCUGCUGGGACACGGAAGGUGUUCAAAACACGGAGUGUUACAAAGAACAAUGAGCCUACAACGCCUGCAAUUCACGAUUUGGUUUUCAACGAACUUUCCUGGGACGGCGAUGGGGGCUUCUCAAAUCGUGCUCUAGCCGACCCGAGAGCUCUAGACGUUGAUUAUGGAAUUCCUAUUGAUUUUGGUACGCUACCCCGGCUUCAGUCGACAACGUCUGUGGACAGCAAUAAAAACUCAAUUUCUCCCCUGACUGCAUGAUAUAGGGGAACCCGGGAACGUCGAACAUGAUAUAUAUAGUUAUCAAGAGAUGAUAUUAUAUAGUUUAUUCAUGAAAGCAAAGAUACAUUUGAGAAAUAUUUUUCUGCGUUCGUAUGCAUACGCGGUGAUCAACCUAUUAAGAGAGACAAUAAAAAUAUAUUUAAUUACGAUAAAUAUAUGUGGUUGAAUUCAACCAGAAUUUUGUAAAAUCUCGUGUUUUAUACGAGAAGAAACUAUCAGGACAAUAAAAUAUCGUCGUUAAAUAUGUACAUACGACAGGAACAAAACAUUUUAAUUAUAACGGACACGUGUUGAGCCAUCUUUGUAUUUAUAUUUUCGAGAGUAACUGAAUUGAAAUCAUAGCCAUAGGUGGCCUGCAUUAUGCGGCAUUAAGUUAACAAAAGAAGGUUUGCUUCGUAUUUUUAUUCCAAGAAUAUAGGUUACUUCCCCAAGUGAAAAGACCAAAGAGUAAAGUUAUAUCAUUUCUAUUUCAGUCUGUUGUGAAAAGAUGACAAGGUCAUUAAAGGUGGCUGAUAUUGUGUGGGAAAGCAAACGCAAGUUUUUUAUUGCAUUUGAAUACGUGUAUUGAUUACAUGUUCACGAAAUGUUGAAAGAUUGCGCAAAUAUAUAUUCUUGAACUGUCAGUGCCAGUGUGGGUAGUACCAAUAAUAAGAACGCUUCGGAUUGGUAGGGAUGCAAUUACCUGAAAAAUAUCAAAGUGACUUUUCUUGUAUUUUUCAGGUAGUCGUGUCUCUAUCAUUAUCAAUCCGAAACUUUCAAAUAUAAAGUGUUGGUGGGAUUGGUCGGCUUCCCUCAAAACCUUCGCUACCAUUACGGUUUCACUCUGUCCCCUGCGUCUUUCACAGGAAGAGCGAAACCAUACUACUGAACAGAAUAGAUAUAUACUACUAUCCGUUUCAGGGAGGAAUCUGAUUGGCCGUUGACAUGGAAUGCACAGCUCGAUCUUAGCCAGGAUUCCUGGCUUCCGGCAACGGAUUAUACGACAGAGCCUCACGUUCCUUCCCGAGGAUCGCAGGCUCGGGGAACGAGAUUGGUCGACAAGAGGUUUAGAGUGGACUGUAUUCCUGCGAACAGGCUCUUUGGUUAGGUUAAAGCCCGCGCAUCUACGAAAGUUUCCGAACUGUUUACGAUAAAUGUUUUUAUCGGUUAGCAC